Molecule: messenger RNA, 365 nt
Organism: Cloeon dipterum
Lineage: Eukaryota; Metazoa; Arthropoda; Insecta; Ephemeroptera; Baetidae
Gene: RpL39
Product: ribosomal protein L39
Exons: 3
Coding region: 20-250 (76 amino acids)
Biological process (GO): translation
Cellular component (GO): cytosolic large ribosomal subunit; ribosome
Molecular function (GO): structural constituent of ribosome
Source: RefSeq, a predicted model, not a curated record
UGGUGGCGAUGGUGCGCUGAUGGUAGUGUGUAUGUGUAGUGACGUCACAAACCCUCACGACUGUCCUGUUGUUGUUUUGUCGCCUGCAUCCAACAUGUCGGCCCACAAAACAUUCCGGAUCAAGCAAAAGCUUGGCAAAAAGCUGAAGCAAAAUCGGCCCAUUCCUCAAUGGAUUCGUUUGAGAACUGGGAACACAAUCAGAUACAACGCUAAGAGGCGUCACUGGAGGAGGACGAAGCUGAAGUUGUAAAUCAUUUUUCGUGGAUGCUACAGGAGAAUCUUUUUGCAUCUUCAAACACAACUUACGUCUGAUGUGACUCUUUGGGUUAUUAAACUAUUCAACAAUUUAAUGCCAGAAUAAGAAA